Suncus etruscus (white-toothed pygmy shrew) is the source of this 933-nucleotide messenger RNA. RefSeq names its product olfactory receptor 148-like. Lineage: Eukaryota; Metazoa; Chordata; Mammalia; Eulipotyphla; Soricidae. Bases 1 to 933 code for a protein of 310 amino acids. Gene Ontology annotation, biological process: G protein-coupled receptor signaling pathway. The record is from RefSeq and is a predicted model, not a curated record. The transcript has a single exon. Gene Ontology annotation, cellular component: membrane. Gene Ontology annotation, molecular function: olfactory receptor activity; G protein-coupled receptor activity.
AUGAGGAACCACACGGAGCUGAGUGAGUUCAUUCUGUUGGGAAUCCCACAGACCCAAGGACUAGAGAUUUUGCUCUUUGUCAUCUUCUUAUUUGUUUACUUCAUCACCCUGCUUGGCAAUUUACUCAUCCUGAUAGCAGUGGUUUUCUCUUCUGCCCUUCACACUCCCAUGUACUUCUUCUUGGGAAUCCUAUCAAUGUUUGACAUAUUUUUCCCAUCAGUGACAUGCCCCAAGAUGUUGUUCUAUCUCUCCGGCCAGAGUAAGGCCAUUUCUUACCAGGGUUGUGCUACCCAGCUCUUCUUCUAUCAUUUCCUGGGGUGUGCAGAAAAUUGCCUGCUUUGUGUAAUGUCCUAUGACCGCUUUGUGGCCAUCUGUUACCCCCUGAGGUACAGUCUCAUAAUGAGACCCGGAAUCUGUGUGGGUAUGGUCAUGGGAGCUUGGACACUGGGCUGUGUUCAUGCCUCCAUCCUGACCUCCCUGACAUUUCAGGUGACCUACUGUGGUCCGAAUCAGGUGGACUACUUCUUCUGUGACAUCCCUGCUAUCUUACCUCUGGCCUGCGAUGACAUCUCCCUGCCCCAGACAGUGGGUUCCACCAAUGUGGGCUUCCUGGUUUUGAUGUUUUGGUUCACUGUGUGUGUCUCCUACAUCCGCAUCGGAAUUGCCAUUUUGAGAAUACGCUCGGCAGAGGGCAGGAAGAAAGCCUUCUCCACCUGCAGCGCCCACCUAGCAGCUGUCUUCUGUGCCCUUGGCCCUGUGAUCAUCAUCUAUCUUCAGUCCACACCCAAGCCAUUCCUCGACGCCAUUGUGCAGAUAUUAAAUAACAUUGUCUCUCCCAUGCUCAACUCCUUAAUCUAUUCCUUGAGAAACAGGGAAGUGAAAAGGUCCCUAAAAAGAGUGUUUCAAAGAGUCUUCUUUGUUGGGAAUAGAUAA